AUGGUUUUUAUAGCACCUCUGCGCCAGAUGUCAUCUGGGAGCGUUCCCGGCUCUUCUGGAGAGAACAUGAUUUACUAUCUCCUCGCUGGUGUUGCUGCUUUUGGUGGUUUGUUUUAUGCCUACAGAGUAGUCAGUUCAUCCCGCAGCAACUAUAUUGAACAUAUGAAUAUUCUUCACGAGAGAGCUGCGGGGCGGAAAAGCACAAGCAAGGGUGAUGAAGAAGAGACAGCUGAAGUUACUGAAGCAGAGACAGCCACGGAAGAGGCUGAUGCAGAUGAGGGUGCUGGACCCACAGCACAGGAUGAGAAUGCUGGGGUAUCCCCAGACACUGGAGGCGAGGAUGACUUACUGGCUCCAGAGGCAUCACCUGCUGUGGAGGAAGCCCAGCAGGAAGCUGCUGCUAAUUCAGAAGCUGCUGCUAAUUCAGAAGCUGCUGCUAAUUUGGAAGCUGCUGCUAAUUCAGAAGCUGCUGCAGUGCAAGAAACUGUGAGUGAAGUCUUGGAUGUUGCAGCUUCUUCUGCCCAGGAAGAAAACUUAGACAGUGUCAAGGAAGGAGUAGCCUCAGCAGCUCAAGAGAUUUCGGACACACCCUCAAGGAGCCAGGACAUUGAUGCUGAGGAGUCGGGGCAAACUUCAGAAGGUGCAAGAGUACAGCUGGUUUCUGUGGAGGAGAAGACACCUGAAGAAGCUGCUACGGAACCCUAA
Messenger RNA from Antrostomus carolinensis (chuck-will's-widow), 705 nucleotides. It is a transcript of the gene MGARP, whose product is annotated as mitochondria localized glutamic acid rich protein. Gene Ontology annotation, cellular component: mitochondrion; mitochondrial outer membrane. The transcript is spliced from 6 exons. Bases 1 to 705 code for a protein of 234 amino acids. Lineage: Eukaryota; Metazoa; Chordata; Aves; Caprimulgiformes; Caprimulgidae. The record is from RefSeq and is a predicted model, not a curated record. Gene Ontology annotation, biological process: anterograde axonal transport.